Messenger RNA from Ustilaginoidea virens, 345 nucleotides. RefSeq lists its product as uncharacterized. The record is from RefSeq and is a predicted model, not a curated record. The coding region runs from base 1 to 345 and encodes 114 amino acids. The transcript is spliced from 3 exons. NCBI's taxonomy places the organism in Eukaryota, Fungi, Ascomycota, Sordariomycetes, Hypocreales, Clavicipitaceae.
AUGCCCGUCCGCCACAUUGUCCUCUUCGGCUUCAAGCCAGACGCCAGCCCCGACUCCAUCAAGCAGUGCUGCGACGAAAUGCUGCGUCUAAAGGAGCAGUGCGUCCUCGCGUCCACGGGCGAGACCUACAUUACCGCCUCAAGCGGCGGAAAGGACGUCUCCAUCGAGGGCCUCCAGAACGGCUUCACCCACGCCUUCGUCGUCGAGUUCGCCUCGGCGGCCGACCGCGACUUUUACGUCAACGAGGACAAGGCCCACCAUGCCUUUGUCGACAGGUGGAUCAAGUCGGCGGACGGCAUCGCCGCCAAGGCCAUGGUUGUGGACUUUGCUCCGGGGUCGUUCUAG